AACAGGAAGCAAAGCAACAUAUUUUUGGUUUUGGUACUAGAGUUGAAAUGCAUUCAUCGGAGGACAAGCACAAGUAACGAAUAAAAGAUUGGAGUCUUGGUACUAAGAUUAAACACGACUUGUCGCUAGAUAUACACAAACUUCUGGUUAAAGAUAAAAAUGGUACACCCUACGCGAAAGAGAAAAUCAUCUGCCGGACUGGAAGACAAUAAUGAUCUGCCGCGACAGAAUAAACGACGACGGUGUAGGACACUAACAUCGCAAACUAGAGCAUCUGCACCUCAGUCAAAGGCACCUACAUCAUCACCUAGGGCACAUACUGUAGCUACAACACCUAAUAGACCAGCGAAAUCCUCGCCUAUGGCACAUAUAUAUCCGCUAAAUGCACCUACACUUUCGCCUAGAACAUCUAAACCAUCACCAACGGUCAUGGGACAACAGCCGUUGGAGCAAGACCAGCAGAAAGUAAAAGAAACAAUGUGCAUGAUACAUGGCGUAAGUGAAGAAGUUCAAGCAGUUGACAAAGGGCCAGAAAAUGAUACACUAGACAUUGGAAAAACCAAAAACGCAAAACUUUGUCAGAAUAUCGACACAAGUGACAAAAAUCCCUUUGAAUAUUUAUCUGUCGACACAAAUGAAAUAUGGCAUUAUAAAGUACCCUUAAAAAGAUUGCCAAGAAAACAUCGUCUACAUGGGCUUGUUGGAACUCUUAUAGAUUACAGUGAAGACAUUGAAAAAGAAUUAGGACUUCCUAAUAUGGACGAAUCAGGCAUGGAACACCUGGACGAUAUUAAUAUGUUCAUUCAGAACAAUACUUUUGAUAUGAAACUGCUCAUUGAAGAUCGUGAAGAUCUCUAUCGCACGAAUACUGAAAUUAGUCAAAUUGCAAGUAGAACAAAGAGUGUUGCUAGAAGCAAAGCUGUUGGUCUUUUUGUGAAAACCGAAGGUAUACAAUUUGUUGAAUCAGUGACUGACAGUACUAUUUUUGUAUAUUCUGAUUCUCAAAUCAAAAAAGAAAAAGAGCACGCGAACGCGAUAAGUAGUUUGAUGGAAGUCACCAUAAUGAGACCAUUGAUUGGGAAAGUUGCAAUUUUUCAUAAACUACUGGGCAUAGCUUAUUCUCAAAGAAAUAGUGAAGACAUCUCUGCAUCUGCAAUUGUAAAGGAGUUUCCGUAUCUCUAUUCUAAUUUAUCUCCCUCGUCGAUAACAGCAAUUGAGACAAACAGUUCAGACGAAUUCUUCAAAUGCAUCCAAGAAAAUAAAAGCAACAUUGAAAGAAUGUUAGGUGAAAUGAUAGCACUAGCAAAUAGAAGCGGUCUCCCUGAAGAAAUUAUGCCUGUAAUUAAAGAGUAUCAGACAGCAGUUGUUAGUAAAGAGGUAGCAAUGGACCUUUUCAAAUUAGACACGGCCAUUACAUGGUGUGGAUUUCGAUACCGCACAUUUCACAUAUAUGUAAAGCAUAAUGAAUCCGAGGAUAAGGAACUUGCAGAGAAGAUUUCCAAAUUUGUAGCAACUCAUGGGAUUAUGAAAUAUGAGGUAAUUUAUAUUGAUGGCGAUUUAGAAGAAUACAGCUAUAUAGGUUCGAUGAUAAGUCCUAAAAUUCAAAAUUCCAAAGAAACAAAAAGCAAAGGUCAAGGUAAAGUUCAAAGGAAAGUUCAAGGUGGUGCUCAGAAGAAAACUGAGGACCAUCAUGCCACUCUUGGAUGUUUUGCAACAUUCAAACAAGGCAAUUGCUCUUCUAUUUGUGCACUGAUUUCAAAGCACUUUGCAAACCAUUUAGGAAAUGGAAUGUUUGAUAAGGAUAUCAGACUUCUGGGAAGAGUUAUACCCGUAACACUAGAUCAAGGACAUUAUGACAUCGCUGCCGCUAAGAUUGUGGAUGACCGAGUGCUCAACUUAGAUACCAAUUUUAGAAAUUAUGAUGGUGAAAUAAAACGUGCAAUCCUAGUUGAUGUGAACAAAGCUAUGCAGAAUCAAGCUGUUUAUCUAAGAGGAGCAAAGACUAAAUUAGGCGUAGGGACAAUAGAAAUACCAUUCUUUAUAAAGUCCGAUGGAAAAUAUUAUAUAAAAGUAAAACCUGGAAGCUUAGAGCAUAAGGAACCAUGUGGCAGAUUAGCUGAAGAAGGAGAUAGCGGUGCAAUACUUUGUUAUGAUGACCUUGAUCAAAAUCUCAAAGUCUGUGGAAUGCUUAUGGGCAAAUGUUGUGAAGGUGAAUCCUACUGUUUUUUACCAUUGUCACAUGCUCUGGAACAGUUAAACGAAAGUACAAAUGGAGAGUUUAAGCUAAUAACUCAUAUGGAAAACUCUCCUGCGCAAAUUCACGCAGUAGGAGACUAUUUGCAAGCAUCUGGAUCUUGUAAAUACCUUACAGACUGAUCAUAAAUUUAAAAUUAAAAAAAAAGACAUAUCAAGAGCUAUAGGGACAAAAUCGAGUAUGUUGCUCUUUCCAUUGUCUCAAAUAACAAUCAAAUCUCAUUUUACUGUUGUUUACAUUUGACUAGUUUAGUUGUUAGCUCACCUGAGCAUUAAGUGCUUAUUAGAUAUGGUUUUUAAUAUAUCGUCCGUCGUUCGUAGAUAUCAAAACAUUCUCCCCUUUAAGCAGAAUUUCGAUUUUGACAGCAUUUCACUGAAGUUAUUCCUAGAUAGCCCUUUACAAAGUUUAGAUACUUGCUUCCAGUGAGAGACAUAGGUAGGUCAAAAGAGCUUAAAUUAUACUUUCAAAUUGUAUCUAAAUCAAAACCCUCAAAACACACCAAAUGUGAUCUUAUAACCUACUUCUCCAGAAGUGAAAAGGUGUUCCAGAACUUUAAAUUUACCAAAUACCACAACUUUUAACUGAUGAAGUUUGUUUGUGCCCAAUAAUUAGCUAGAUUUUCUUAAUUCUAGAUUAACUGUUAACGAUUUUAAGUUGUAAAUAUUAGCGGUGACCCACGCUUAUUUACUGGGGUAUGGUCAGAAUAAAUAUUUGUACUACAAUUGGAGGAUAUAAUGGCCAUUAUGGCACAUGUACGAGUAUAUUGUUACCAAUCAUAGAAAGAAACGCAUUGUGCAAUAAUGCAUGGAACAUGUACAAUUAUCAAUGCUGUAAGUAAAAGAAAGCAAAAUGAAAUAGUAAUAUUCAAGAAAAUAAUUUAAUUAUCAACUAUUGUAUCGCACUCACGAAGAGCAUCCAACAUUUCGAAAACCAAAGCUCCAAAUGAAAGGUCGGAAGACAAAACUUUGGACGGCCAUAACCAGAAACAAAACCGACUGUGUCACAUGGAACAACAGGAGAGACAUGAAAUCAUAUUUCAAACUUUGGUUUUAUGCUGUAGUGUAUAUUUAGUUUUUAGAUGAUCUAUUGAUUUGUGUAACUGUUGUAUGAUGUAGCUCUAUAAUAAUGAGUUUUAGUAUGCUAUAUUGAAUAAACUUGUAAUCUAUGUGCGCUUUAAAAUAUGUUAUGUUCAUAGUAGAAUAACUGUUCUACAUAGAAAGAUUUUCUUAUCUUGUAUGAUAUGAUGCUGUAAUAUGUUGCUAAUAAUAUUGAGAAUUUAAUAACGAAUAUGUCUUGGUCUCUGUGCGAAUCGAUCUGUGUGAUGCUCAUAUGAAACCACUAAUACGCGGUUAUGUGGUAUAUCAAACGGGUCAAGACACGCUAACAUCCUGCCUCUUCAUCAUUGAACAAGGACCCACUCGCACUUAGUAUACGAUGUAGAAUCACGUUUACCGUGGCCAUUUUAAAUAUGUAUAUAUAUUGGUAGCCUAAUAUUAGCCUAAUACUAGUAAUACAUGUUUGACGAGAUGAUGAGUGUAUAUUUAAGAACAAGAUAAAUAAAAUCAUGUUAUGCAAGCCUCCUUUUUCUUCGUUGACAUUAGCACGCUUUAAUGUUUGUACAUAUCGCAAAUGAGUCACGUCAAAGUGUUAUUUCACUUGUGUAAUAUCGUUUAUAUUAAAUGGGUUAAUUACAUGUACACUUCAGCGCCGUGGCUUAUGUGAAAAAUAUAAAUAACACAGGGCAGUCGGUGUGAUAGUGGAUAUUAUCAAUGACUCUAGUUCAGAUCUACUUAUUUCUUCCAUGUAGAUAUGAUGACGACCGUUUCUUUAUCAUUCGGAUAUCCCGCGAAAGCUUUUUUUCUACUCAGUAUUGUUUUUCCAAGGGUUAAAAUUAGAAACCGUAUCGCUUUUCAAAAUAAUGAUUGAUUGUUUGAAAGACCACGAGAAGGUGACUGCCUAUGGGUGAAUGUUAGUAAUUUAGGAGCUGGUUUUAGUUUAAUUGCCAAAGUACUGAUAUACUACGGGUUGACAAUAUCCACUUGUCAGCAAUAUGUUAACCAUCUUAUAUCUUAUAUAAAAAAAACCUGAUAUACAUACACAAACAAAAAAAUACUUGCAAAAAAAAUUUCCUCUGUAAAAUUUUUACUAAAAUUAUAACAAAGAGUUAAGGGGGCAUGUUGUGUUAUGUGCCACAGGGUGAUAUAAUUCCAUUAAUAUUCAUGUUAGAAUCACAACUUUCGAUUUAGAUAUCAUUGCAUCGUUGCUGUUUUUCUCUCCUUUUUUUGUGGUGGUAUUUCUGUAUUUUAUAGGAAGCUGAGAUAUUUGUAUGGUAAUAGUCAAUAUGUGAUUAUUUAUAACUUUGAUCUCUUUGUGAUAUAAUCUGUUUGAUUAUCGUUAGUAGAAUAACAAUUUUGAUUUAUUCAUAUAAAUAUAUAUCGUAUAUCAUGUAUAUAAUUUUUCAAUUUUGUAUGAAUAUGCCACAGUAUUUUUGAAAAGUGAAACCGCAUUUGAUUUCUGACUGUUCUAUGACAAGGUUUCAAUUACAAAAUAAUCUUUAAUUAUUUUUUUGUUGUUUUACGUAUCUGUCUGUUUUACAUACCUAUUCUUUAAUGCCGCUUUUUAAAUUUUUGCAUGAUGUAAUGCUGAGAUGGUUAUUAUAUUAUUCAGUAUGUGAUACAUUAGAGUUUUUAUGUCUGUGUGAUAUAAACCCUUGUACAUUCGUGUUACAAUACUUAAUAUUUGAUACCAGGCCUCGACAUUUUGCGGUGGUCCGUUGGUCCGAAACCACCUUAUUUUGGCAAGGACCACGAUAUUUUAAAAGCCACUGGUCCGGUGGACCUCUUGGAUUUUCUUGUUGGUGCAAAAAUGGCGAUUUAGACAAAAAAGGCAUGUUUACUUAUAAACUUUUUGUUUAAAAUUAUUUGUUCUUAGUACAUGUAUAUGGUUCAUUAAUCUCUGAGAAGGUAAAGAAGUUGUUAAGUCAUUAAUAAUUGUUAUUUUAAGUCGCUAAAUUUCGUUUAUUCAUGUUAAAGGAGUUAAGAAUUUGUGAUUUUAAUUUUGGUAGAAAAUUCAUUCAAACGAUGCUAGUUAUUAUGAUAUCGGAUGAACUUAAAUUUCAGAUACGUUAAUAAUGGCAGCAAAAGAAAGGAAAUGGAAAAAUAUAUCUUGUUAUUCUUUUCUUCUUAUCUUUUUUCACGAUAAGA
Messenger RNA from Ruditapes philippinarum (Manila clam), 5457 nucleotides. RefSeq lists its product as uncharacterized. Bases 160 to 2376 code for a protein of 738 amino acids. The record is from RefSeq and is a predicted model, not a curated record. The transcript is spliced from 9 exons. Lineage: Eukaryota; Metazoa; Mollusca; Bivalvia; Venerida; Veneridae.